Messenger RNA from Scatophagus argus, 2750 nucleotides. RefSeq names its product cytoskeleton associated protein 4 (gene ckap4). Bases 625 to 2355 code for a protein of 576 amino acids. Lineage: Eukaryota; Metazoa; Chordata; Actinopteri; Scatophagidae. The record is from RefSeq and is a predicted model, not a curated record. The transcript has 2 exons.
GUUAGUCAUACACAGACACUGUGACUUCAGCUGAGGUGUCUCUCCGAGGACAGAUGCAACUUGGGGAUUUAACAGCAGGAUGUCAUGCCGAGACUUCAGCUGCCACGUAUGAAAGGAGGAGCAAACCAGAAGGAAGAAACAGCCCCUCCCUGCGCUGCUCCACAAUGACGCUUGGUGAAAGUUUGCAUCAGUGAUUUAGAAAUACAACAGCAUUCAUAAACAGUUGUGAAAGUAAUGGCAAAGGUAUAACAAGCAGUUUUACGUCAGCACGUAGACUGCUAGACUACAGUUCUGUCCCAAUUUUCUGCACCUUGUGUCCUUUCAUUUUCUCAGUUCAAGCUACUUCAAAGUGAAAUUAAUAUAAUGCUCACUUUCAUGGUGAAACACUUUGAAAAACUCAGUGAAGUUGAUAAAAAAAAACACCUAAUAACGCCGGUGUUGCAUCAGAAAGAUGCAGAAAUUCCUCACUUGUGUUUGAUCGGACGAUAAAAAUAAUGUGGUGGGUUACAGUUCCUGGUAUGAAUAUGGAGCACAAACACCAAAAGAGUAAGUGCAGGAGAAAUCAUUCAUUGUUUCCUGCAGUUUUGUGUCAUUAAACAGAGCCCCGUCCAGAGCUUGGAGCUGAUGAUGGGACGGCCCCCAUCCGCAUACCUCAACGUGAAAAGCCCCGUGGAAAGACACGAAGCGCUCACUGAUACGCUGCUGGUCCGGUCAGGGGGCUUGGACUGGAAACAUCCUCCAUCCACGACUGCAAAAAACCAGCAGCAGCACACACAUCACACAUACACAGAGAAUCCCACCGAGCUCCCACUGACGAUGACCGCGAAAAACCGACAGAAGAACAACUCGAACGAAAAGAGCGCCGCAUCCAGCCAAGAUGAUGCGUCGAAGAAAAGCCAAAAGAGCACCGGGAACGGGAUGAGUGGCCCCGGGCCUCAGGGAUCACGGUCAGGGAGCUGUCUCGGGCUUGUUGCGACCACAGUGUUUUAUAUUGCGUUGAUAGGCGCUGCAGGGUUUGCUGCUUUUCAUAUGCAGCAAGUAGUGGAGGAAAUUCGGCAGGCGAGCGCCAGACAGGAGCAGAGCGCACGGCUAAACGCAGAGCUGGGCACCAAAAUGGAGAGCGUCGUUCAACAGGUGGAAUCUCUGAGGAGCGUUGUGGACGGGCUGGAGUCAUCACUGGGCAUCACGCGGGUGGAGCUGGAGGGAGCCAUCAGCCGAAUGAAGAGGGGCGAGGUGGAGACGAGGAGGGUGGAGGAGACCCUUCAGAAGCUCCAGAACGAUCUACUCAGGGACCUUUCAGAGGGCAUCAAUGAGGUGAAGGAGGCCAGAGAAAGCGACUUCUCUUCCCUGGAGAAGACUGUAGAAGAGCGUCUGGCUGAGGUGAGUCGGUCCAUCACGGCCAGCAUGGUGGAGUUCACCGAGGCUCAGGGCGAGGCUCAGAACCAGCUGGCUGAUCUGAAGGCCCGCCUCGGUGACAUCGAAGAUCCUGCGCUCGUCAAACAGGAGCUCUCUGCCAUUGUUGAUGCUGUCGCUGAAAUCAAAACAGCCAAACAGGAUGCUGACGCCUCGGCCGUCUCACUCAGGGAGCAGAUAGGCGCCGUGAGGGCAGAGCUCCAGACUCGUAACCAGGAGGUAGCGUCACUGUCCCAGGAAAUUGAGUCAGUGAGGUCAGUAGUGCAAGACACCACUGGCCGUCUGAGGCAGUCACUGUCUGCCACAGAGGCCGGCGUCCAGGAUCUGCAGGACAAAAGUGUGACACUGGAGAGCGGCGUGGAGGAGGCCGCUAAUGCUGUUCGUCACGUGGAGAAUCAGGUGAAUGAAGCGACUGCCCAGUUCAAGAAACGGGCAGACGACCUGGAAUUCAGAGUUAAAGCAUCAGAGGAGAGCGGAGAUUCACUGUCAGCGUCAGCGUCAGACAUCACCAGCAAAGUGGAGUCCCUGCUCGCCAAACACGACACAUACGUAAGCACUCUGGCUGCACAGGGGCAGGCUGUGGACAAAGUCAAAACUGAAUUGAAACAGGAGAUGGAGGAACUUAAAAGCAAUCUGGAGGGGCUCCAGACCAGCAUGGCAGCUCUGGGUGAUGCCCAGGCCAAGCUGACUUCGAAGGAUCUGGAUCAGCAGGUGACGGACUUGACGGAAAGGCUCGCUGCUCUGGAGGGAAGCAGCAGCAGCAGCAGCAGGGCGGAGGCAGAGCAGCUGCAGAGCUUAAGAAACAUGGUAGCUGGAUUGGAAGCCAAAGCAGCCAAGUUAGAAGGCCACGAUGAAGCGAUUUCCACCCUUCAGAAAGCUCUACAGGAAACCACACGGACACUGGCAGGCUUACCCAAAGCCAAUGACCACGAGGAAGAGUAGGGAGUUUGAGUUAGCAACGUGACAGGAUAUCAAAAUGUGGACAAUAACGACUCCCAAAGGGUAACCAUAACCCGCCUUUCCUGUUUUCAUGAAGAAUCACUUUUCAAACUUGAUGGUUGAUGUCGCGAGGUUGCACAUUUUGGUAGAAAAGUAGGCAACUUGAGGAAAACUGUUCAGGAGAGAGGGGCAGCGCUGGACUGCCGAUCUGUGAAUUCAAACCCACAUUCAUUCUGCACUGUCAAUUUUUUUUCUUCUUAAGUUUUGUUCUGUUAAAUUUUAUGUUGUUGUUUUUUCCUUUGGAAAACCAACUGAAUGCAAUAAUAAGCUCUUUUUGAGCACUCCUUUGUUUACUCACUUUUUUUCCCCUUAAGAAUAAAAAUUCUCGUUGACCCACA